AUGGCGGAGCCCCGGGAGGCGCCGAGCCGCGGAGCAGAGGAGCCGGAGCCUGCGGACAGCGAGGGCUGGGGGCCGGGGGGGAGCGGCAGCGACUGGGGGGAGAGCGAGCGGGAGGAGGAGGAGGAGGAGGAGGAGGAGGAGGAGGAGGGGAGCGGUGAAGAAGAGGAGGAGGAGGAGGACGAGGACGAGGACGAGGAGGAAGACGACGAGGAUGAAGACGAGGAUGAGGAGGACGAGGACGGGCCCGGCGGCACCACAGCCCCUGCGGCACGGGUCAAAGGGGCUCCCAGGAAGCUGGAGGCCGGUCCCUUCCUGACCGAAGACGAGCGUCUGCUUGCCCAGGACGAAUACGAGGAGGACAGCUCAGACGAAGAGGACAUCCGCAACACGGUGGGCAACAUCCCCAUGGAGUGGUACCAGGACUUCCCGCACAUCGGCUACGACCUGGACGGCAAGAAGAUCUACAAGCCCAUCCGCAACAAGGACGAGCUCGACAAGUUCCUGGAGAAGAUGGAGAACCCCGACUACUGGCGAACGGUGCAGGACAAGAUGACGGGCGCAGACAUCAAGCUGACGGACGAGCAGGUGGACCUGGUGCAGCGGCUCCAGAAGGGGCAGUUUGGGGACGUCCACUUCGACCCCUACGAGCCGGCCGUUGACUUCUUCACCCACGAGGUGAUGAUCCACCCGGUGACGAAUCGCCCAGCGGACAAGCGGAGUUUCAUCCCCUCCCUCAUUGAGAAGGAGAAGGUCUCCAAGCUAGUCCACGCCAUCAAGAUGGGCUGGAUCAAGCCCCGCAAGCCCAAGGAGGACACACCUACGUACUACGACCUCUGGGCCCAUGAGGAUCCCAACUCCAUCCUGGGCCGGCACAAAAUGCACGUGCCAGCCCCCAAGAUGAAGCUGCCCGGGCACGAGGAGUCCUACAACCCCCCACCCGAGUACCUGCUCAGCGAGGAGGAGAAGCUGGCCUGGGAGCAGCAGGAGCCGGCCGAGCGGAAGCUGAACUUCGUGCCGCAGCAGUACCGGUGCCUGCGGGCAGUGCCUGCCUACUCCCGCUUCAUCCAGGAGCGCUUCGAGCGCUGCCUGGACCUCUACCUCUGCCCGCGCCAGAGGAAAAUGCGGGUCAACGUGGACCCGGAGGACCUGAUCCCCAAGCUGCCGAAGCCAAGGGACCUGCAGCCCUUCCCGACCACCCAGGCGCUGGUCUACCGUGGGCACACCAGCCUGGUGCGCUGCCUCAGCAUCUCUCCCAGCGGGCAGUGGCUGGCAUCAGGCUCCGAUGACUGCACGGUGCGGUUCUGGGAGGUGUGCACGGCUCGCUGCAUGAAGACGCUCCCCGUGGGUGGCGUGGUGAAGAGCAUCGCCUGGAACCCCAACCCCACCGUCUGCCUGGUGGCCAUCUGUGUGGAGCAGUCAGUGCUGCUGGUGAACCCCUGCCUCGGGGACAAGCUGCUCUACGGGGCCACCGACCAGGUGCUCGAGUCCUACGUGCCGCCCGAAGAGGAGCGGGUCCAGCCCGUGCAGUGGGUCGUGGCCACCAUCGAGGAGCACAGCAAAGGCAUCCGGCUGACCGUGCAGCACAGCAAGGCCCUCAAGCAGGUGACCUGGCACGGCAAGGGCGACUACUUCGCCACCGUCGUGUCUGACAACAGCAACAUGCAAGUGCUGAUCCACCAGACCAGCAAGCGCUGGAGCCAGAACCCCUUCCGCAAGAGCAAGGGGCUGGUGCAGUGCGUGCUCUUCCACCCCAUCCGGCCCUACUUCUUCGUGGCCACGCAGCGCUACGUCCGCGUCUACAACCUCCUCAAGCAGGAGCUCACCAAGAAGCUGAUGGCGAACUGCAAGUGGGUGUCCAGCAUGGCCAUCCACCCCGGAGGCGACAACAUCAUCUGCGGCAGCUACGACAGCAAGCUGGCCUGGUUCGACCUGGACCUCUCCACCAGGCCCUACCAGCUGCUGCGGCACCACAAGAAAGCGCUAAGGAGCGUGGCCUUCCACAAGCACUACCCGCUCUUCGCCUCGGGCUCGGACGACGGGACCGUCAUCGUGUGCCACGGCAUGGUCUACAACGACCUGCUGCAGAACCCGCUGCUGGUGCCCGUGAAGGUGCUGAAGGGCCACGCGCUGACGUUGGACCUGGGCGUCCUCGAUGUGCUCUUCCACCCCACCCAGCCCUGGGUCUUCUCCUCCGGCGCCGAUGGCACCGUCCGGCUCUUCACGUAGUUGCUGUGUGGUGCCAGCGUGCCCCCGCCCCGUGCCCCGACACCGGCACCCUGCGGCUGGGGGCAGUGCCGGGCCCACCACGCUCCACUGGGAACGGCACCCCUGCUCCUGCACACAGACUCCUGGGGGGAACUGGGGGGGGGAGAGGGGCUUUAUUAUUAAACUUUUUUGGGUACA
Molecule: messenger RNA, 2403 nt
Organism: Cygnus atratus (black swan)
Lineage: Eukaryota; Metazoa; Chordata; Aves; Anseriformes; Anatidae
Gene: BOP1
Product: BOP1 ribosomal biogenesis factor
Exons: 16
Coding region: 1-2226 (741 amino acids)
Biological process (GO): ribosome biogenesis; maturation of LSU-rRNA from tricistronic rRNA transcript (SSU-rRNA, 5.8S rRNA, LSU-rRNA)
Cellular component (GO): preribosome, large subunit precursor; PeBoW complex
Molecular function (GO): ribonucleoprotein complex binding; protein binding
Source: RefSeq, a predicted model, not a curated record